AUGCAGAUGACUUCUACUCCCUGGAGGGCCAUGAGGCUUCGGAAUACUUUACUCUGUCUGCUGGCACUCACAGUGUCUGCACAGAAUGAGUCACGGAUUAUCGGGGGUCAAGAGUGCACCAAGUACGCUCAGCCUUUCCAGGUCAUCCUCUCCAAUAGCAGGAAAAAUGGCCCCGAUGUUCUAUGCGGUGGUGUGCUCAUAGACAAGGACUGGGUGCUUACCGCCGCCCACUGCAAUCAACAGGGGGAGAUUCACACACGAAUGGGGGAUUACAGCCUCCGGGCCAACGAAGGAACUGAACAGUGCAUCGUGUCGGCGGAGAAAUUCCCACACCCGGCCUACAACCCCACCACACAUGACAGUGACAUCAUGUUGAUACAGCUGCGCAAUCCUGCCAAUAUCAAUCAAAAUGUCAGGCCUAUUGAAGUGGCCACCGAAUGUGCUAAGCCGAACACUCUGUGCGAGGUGUCGGGCUUUGGUACCAUCAAGACCCCUCAAUCAGAGUUCCCCGACGUCCUGCAGUGCGCGCAGGUCUACACCAUAUCGAAUGAAGAAUGCAACCGAGACUAUCCGAAUUCCAUCACGGAAAACAUGCUGUGCGCCGGCGUGCGCGGAGGCGGUGUGGAUUCCUGCCAGGGCGACUCCGGUGGUCCUCUGGUGUGUAACAAUAAACUCCAAGGCAUUGUCUCCUGGGGGAUGCAGAUCUGUGCAACAGCUGGAAAGCCUGGCGUCUAUACAAACAUCUGCCGAUACACCGACUGGAUUCACCACACCAUCCAAAGGAACUCAGGCAAAAGGGCUGCGUACAAUUGCUAG
Elgaria multicarinata webbii is the source of this 816-nucleotide messenger RNA. Its product is annotated as kallikrein-14-like. Lineage: Eukaryota; Metazoa; Chordata; Lepidosauria; Squamata; Anguidae. Gene Ontology annotation, biological process: proteolysis. The record is from RefSeq and is a predicted model, not a curated record. Gene Ontology annotation, molecular function: serine-type endopeptidase activity. Bases 1 to 816 code for a protein of 271 amino acids. The transcript is spliced from 5 exons.